AUGCGGAAGAUUGUGUGGGGCUUACUGGGUGGUGCGGUGGCCGCAGAGUGGGGCUGCCGCUUCUGCUCUUGCGCCGGGGAAUAUGCUGCCGCGCUCUUUUUGUUGGUUGCGUCGGGGGCAAAUGUGCCGGCGUCUGACAAUCUGCGGGUUCCACCGCCACGACGACUGAAGGAGGCGGAGACGUCUGCAGGCUGCCCUCGCAGGCUGUGCCCCGUGCGGCCCAGUCGUGUGGUAAACACUUCCCUCACGGAAUUCACGUGCACCGCACCACGUGCUGGGUGCAGCGUAUGUUUGCGUCGCGGGGGGCAAUGCGGUGGCGUCCCUCCUUCUUGCGGGUGA
Trypanosoma rangeli is the source of this 339-nucleotide messenger RNA. RefSeq lists its product as uncharacterized. The coding region runs from base 1 to 339 and encodes 112 amino acids. NCBI's taxonomy places the organism in Eukaryota, Euglenozoa, Kinetoplastea, Trypanosomatida, Trypanosomatidae. The record is from RefSeq and is a predicted model, not a curated record. The transcript has a single exon.